This is a messenger RNA of Magallana angulata, 6094 nucleotides long. RefSeq names its product exostosin-like 3. The record is from RefSeq and is a predicted model, not a curated record. Gene Ontology annotation, molecular function: oxidoreductase activity; glycosyltransferase activity. Gene Ontology annotation, cellular component: endoplasmic reticulum; membrane. The transcript is spliced from 8 exons. The coding region runs from base 224 to 3001 and encodes 925 amino acids. Lineage: Eukaryota; Metazoa; Mollusca; Bivalvia; Ostreida; Ostreidae.
UUACAAUCCAAGAUGGCGGCUUCCAUUCAUCAAAUUUUAUCCAAGUCAAACUAAGACUAAGUUAGUCAGAAUUAACUGUAUGAAUGAAAUGUAAAUCGUUUACAUCAUAAAAUAAUGAAACAACAUAAGGAAAAAUAUGGGGACAGUCGGAAGCUUGAUUCAGAUUAGAUGAGUAUGGACAUAUUUAAUUUUCUCUUUUGAGGUGAAAGAGAUAUUUGGAAAUAUGAUGGAUUGUCGAAGACGCCUAGCAGGCAAACAGGGUUUUUUCCCCUGGCUACAACAAGUGAAGCUUUCAAGACUUGUUAUUAUCAUAUUUGUUGUCUUCAUUUGUAUAUUUCUAAUUGUACAUCACUUCCUGUCUGACUUGAGCCCUGUUGGAGAAUCUCCUGCAGGUCAUAGGUCAAGGUUGAAACUUGAUCACUAUGGUGAGGAUGAAAGGUUAUUCACGGCACCUAAUCUGAGUGAUGAGAUUAGGAAAUUGUCAAAGAUUAAAGCAUCUGUGAACAAUGAGCUCCGUGAAAUGGAGAGUAAACGUCAAACCUUACAAACUCAAAUAUCAAGAUAUCAGAUGGAAUUGGAACAUUUACAUAAUGUCAAAGACACACUGGAAAGGGAGAUCAAGUUAACAAAGUUGAAUUUGGAUCAGUUGAAAAUUCAAAAAGAGGAAUUAGAUGAAAAGUAUGUUCCUAUUCUACGCGCGCCACAGAAAAUUCUCCUGGGACAAGAGUCGGGUGUUGACGUCUCUCCUCCGAACACUUCAUCAAACUGUCGGAUGUUCUCCUGCUUUGACUACUCGCGGUGUUCUCUUCUUUCAGGCUUCCCGGUGUAUGUGUAUGAUCUGAAACAGCUCAGAACACUGUCCUCAGUGGAGGAUUUCAUCAAUUCUUCAGUGUCUUUGGCUUUUAAAAAAUCUCCAUAUUUAACAAGUGACCCAAGUAAAGCUUGCAUUUUUAUAGUUGUCAUUGGACAAUUUCAAGAGUUGCAGGUGGUGAGCACAAAAGACAUGGAGAGUUUCCUACACAGUUUGCCCUACUGGCAUGGUGACGGACGCAACCAUAUUCUCAUCAACAUGAUGCGCAAUUAUAAAUCAACUGACAUAUUCGCAAAUGUCAAAACAGACCGAGCUAUUGUAGUGCAAUCAACAUUUUUAGAUACAAUUUUCAGACCGAAGUUUGACAUUGUCAUUCCACCAGCUCUAGGGAAUGCCGAUGGAGAUGUUUGGCAGGAUCUGCCAUUAGUGUCUCCUAUACGUAGAAAAUACUUUUUGUCUUUCUUGGGUCAAUACAAGGGCAUCAUUGCUCAAAAUAGUGCCAAAAUUGAAGGUGUGGAAAAAGUUUCUCAAGACUUGUCUGAAAAUAAUAUGUUAUCUAGCAUUGAAAGUGCCAUAGUCUCCUCAUUAAAAGAUAUAAAAAUUGCAGACUCAAAUGAAAUAUUAACUCAGUUUUCAUGCAAUUCGGUUGCUCCAGGGGCCAUUAACGGGGAAUGGAGCAUGUGUAGCACAGAAAUGCAAAGGAAAGAGACACUGACGCAGUCCACGUUUUCUCUUAUCAUUGCUCCAUCUAACAUUUCAUAUGUGUCAAGUACAAUUUUUCAGUUAAGGUUAUAUGAAUCUCUCAAAUACGGAGCCAUUCCUGUCAUAUUGGGAGAACAUGUUCAGUUACCAUACAGCGAAGUCCUAGAAUGGAAAGAAGCUGUCAUAAUCUUGCCAAAAGCCAGAUCAGCGGAAUUCUACUUCCUUUUGCGAACAUAUACUGAUAAUAACAUUGCUGCCAUGAGGCUGAAAGGAAGGUUUCUUUUUGAAAAUUAUUUCAGUUCAACGGUGAAAAUUGUCAACAGUCUUCUUGCCAUUUUGCGAACUCGUUUAAGUAUACCAGCAGCUCCUAUACAUGACGUUCCUUCUGUGAGUGUGUUCAAUGAUUCGUUUGUUCCCCUGGCCUUAGAGGGAUUUGAGGUGAAUCCAGAAACUGACGAGACUUUGGGUCCGGUGGAGUCUCCCUUUCCAUCUAUGAUCUUCAAGGAAAAUUUCACACAAUUUCUUAGCUAUCAGAGUUGGAAUAAGAUGGGACAGGUCUUCAAUAUGUUUCCAUAUGAUGCAGAAGAAAAGAUCCUUCCUUCUGAAGCUAAGUUUUUUGGAUCAGGAUUUGGAUUCAGACCCAUAGGUAAAGGAUGGGGAGGUGCAGGGAAGGAGUUUAGUGAGGCUCUUGGAGGGAACUUGGUCAGAGAACAGUUUACAAUUGUGAUGCUGACUUACAAAAGAGAACAGGUGUUAAUCAAUGCUCUUCAAAGGUUGAAAGGUCUGCCCUUCCUGAAUCAGGUCAUUGUAGUCUGGAAUAACCCCACUCCCCCCUCGGCUCUCAUAAGGUGGCCAGAAAUUGGUGUGCCUGUCAAGGUAUUAAAGAUGGAGAAGAACAGCCUCAACAACAGAUUCCUGCCAUUUAGCAGCAUCGAGACAGAGGCGAUACUCAGCAUUGAUGACGAUGCCCACUUAAGACAUGACGAAAUUGUCUUUGCAUUUCGAGUAUGGCGAGAGGAAAGGGAUAGAAUUGUAGGAUUUCCCGGAAGAUACCAUGCUUGGGAUGCUCAAAGUAAGGCAUGGUAUUACAAUGCCAACUACUCGUGUGAGCUCUCCAUGGUUUUAACAGGGGCUGCCUUCUUCCAUAAGAACUAUGCAUAUCUGUACACGCACAUCAUGCCUCAGGCCAUCAGGGACAAAGUAGACGAAUACAUCAACUGUGAAGAUAUAGCCAUGAACUUUCUUGUCUCGCAUAUCACUCGAAAACCUCCAAUGAAGGUGACUUCCCGCUGGACUUUCCGUUGCCCUGGAUGUCCGGAGACCCUGUCCAGUGACAUAGAGCACUUCACCGAGCGACACAAGUGCAUCAACUUCUUCGUCCAAGUCUACGGAUACAUGCCUCUCCUGUAUACACAGUACAGAGUCGACUCAGUGCUAUUCAAAACAAGGUUGCCUGUUGAAAAGCAGAAGUGUUUCAAGUUUAUAUGAUAGGAUCAAAUUAUUCAAGUUCCUAUGCAUUUUUGAAUAAAAGGGGCAUGGUCAGUACUCACAAUUUUUUUUCUUACUUUUUUUUUACUUUUCAAUGUUUAAGGAACCUGAAAUGCUCAGUUGAUUCCUUGUGUACUGGUAUAGGCAAUGGUACUCAGAAGACUGUUAUAGCCUGUGAGCCUCAUGUUAAAUACCGUACUAAGAUAUUUCUAAUGGUCACUCGUCAAGUUAUAAGCAAAAUACAGAGCUCAUAGUUCUUUGUUUUGUAAACAAAGCUCAUACCUUGCAUUGGAUAUACAGGCAAAGGCUUUGUUUUGUUUGUUGUUUUUUUUUUUAGAUUUUUCUACCUUUGAGUUUUAUAUGACCAUGUUUUAAAAGUUUAUUAGUGUUGUCUGCACUUCUUAUAUUGUUUGAAAAAUGUAUCUUUUCUUCCAUGACUUCUAUGUAAACAGAAACAUGGCACAAUCUGCGUUAACAUAUCAAAGAACUGUGAGCUCUGUUUCUCACUUAUUAGCGGUGAACUUGUGUUACAAUUCUGUCUGACCAUUGAAAAUACCUUUGUAAGCACUGUAAAUGUUUAAAUUUGAAAAGUAAAAUUUGAAGGAAAAAAUGUGACCUUUUUCCUAACAGAGCUAAGUUUAAUUUGACUGACGAUUUCUUACAGUCAAACAUUUUUGCUAUUUAAUUAGUGCAAACAUAUAGAAAAGUGACUUUGUAAUGUAAGGGUGAGUAGAAAAAAAUAAUGAAAUCAGAAAGUUGAUCUUCUUAUAUGUAAGAUCCAGUAUCCAGUAUCAAUGUCGAAUUUUUUACUUCAGCUUUAAUAAUUCAAAUGUGCCCCAUCAAGUUUAGGGAGGUACUUCAAGUUUUACCUGAUUUUGUGACAUUAUAGCAUUCAGAUUCAAGCAUAAUAAACUUUUGUUAAUUAACAAAAGCAAAAUGUUAUGUUUCAAUAUUAUAUCUAAUUAUAUUUAAUAUGGCCAGUGAAAAAUAUUGUAAAAUAUUUUUUUUAUGUUUGAAUUUUUUUCUCAUUAAAAUCAAUGAUAUUAAUGAUUUGUGAAAUUCUUAAAGAAGCAAGUGUUCAAACAUACAUGCCAACCAGUACCUAGAUCUGUUUUUUAAAACAGUCGUCAUAUUUUUAUCUUAUUUCACGACUGUAUUGUUAUCUAUUUUGCAGUAUAUAUUUCAUGAUCACUACGCACAGAAUACAAAAUUAAUAUACAAAUAUACCGGUAAUAGAAGAAAGUUUUUAUUACCAGUAAUUAGCUUCAUUUCAAAUAUUAUGAUAUUGAGUUGUAUGAUGAUAGCCCAUGUAAUCAAUUGGUGCUAUAUGCAUUUUGGAAUGAUUUCUAAUACUUCUGUGAUAUGCUUUUUAACUGUGGUUGUAUCCAUUUCAUUUUGUAUUACAUGUACUUCAUAUGUCAUGUAUUGUCAUUAUUUGUUAGCAUUACGAAUAGAGAAAAGAUCUCACAAAACCUACCAGUAUAUGUACAAAUGUAUUAUUGAUUUGAGAGUAACUCGACUGAUUAUUAUUUUUAGCUCACCUAUGCUGAAAGGCUCUAGUGAACUUUCUGAUUGCUUUUUGUCCAGCACCCAUCUGUCCAUCUCAUUCUGUCUACCUGUAAACUAUUUAAAAAAAUUUUUGACUACUUCCCCAGAACCACAUGGUCAAUUUCAAGCAAAUUUAGCACAAAAUAUCCUUAGGGAAGCAGAUUAACGUUUGUAAAAAUGAAAGGCCAUGCCCUCUUUCAAAGGGAGAUGCUAAAAAAUUGUUGUAUUGUUUUUUUUUUUAAAUCUUUUAAAAAGCCAUUUUGUUUUCAGAAAAGCUCUAACAUUUGUGGAAGCAUCCUUAUGUGGUGUAGAUUUAAGAUGUAAUGGUAAAAUUUAGAGAAAAUUUGAUGAUGUCUUUAUAAUAAAGAUCUUCUGUGCUAAAUUGCUUAGAUGGUGUGCAAGUGAAGGCAUAAAGCUGAUUAUCAGAGUUAUGGUUAUUGAGCUCAGAUGAGUGUUGUGGCCCAUGGGCCUCUUGUAAUACAAUGUCAUUUCCAUUUAUAUAUGAACAGUUACCCAUAGAUUUGUGCUUAAUUAUUUUGUUGUCAUACAUUGUGCAAAUACUGUGCUUUUAUUAAUAUUCAUGAGUAUUUAUUUAUGUGGAAUGUUUUUUAAACUGUUGUUUCUAGAAUAGUUUACAUUAAUAAUUUGUGAACAAUGGCUCCCAGUUUACAUUUUCUGGGUCUGUUUUUUUUUUUACUUCAAUGAACAUUUGAUUUGUUUUGCCGAACAAUGAAAUUCAAUAUGAAAGUUUAGAAGGAGAUCACUGAUAUUUUGCAGAGAUAUCAUAGAAAAUUUUACAUGACAGUUAAUAUGAAGAGAAUAAUGUUUUAAAAAUGUGUAUCGUUCGGUAAUAAUGGGUACUAGCACGUUACACCAGAAAAAUUUUUUUUUUAGUGUAUUUCCAAAAGGUAAAAAUUCUUAACGCACGCGGAGAUCAUAGUGAAGGCCAAUCGUCAGAAAUGAGAUUUUUAUCUAGUAUUUUGGGUAAAGUUUAAUAGAAUAUUUCUAAAACAGCAAAAACUUACACCAACGUUUGAUAAUGAACUUUCUUCCAGUUUGUACAUGUAUUUGUAGUGUUUCUUGUUUUUCUGUUAAGCUACAUACAUUGUAUAUGGAGGUUGGGGUAUUGGAAUUGACCCUGGGACAUAUUUGUUUGAACUGGACACCCAGAUUAAGGAAAUAUACACACUUUUAUUUAGAGACCUUGUAAGCAGUUUUUGAGAUAUUUUGAAAGACAAACAAAGAGGUGGAGCAUUGUCCAAUGAGGAGUAAAAAUGAAGCUCCUCGUGUAAAGGGUGCCUUCUUCUGCUAGCUUUAAUAUGCAUUGCAGAGCUGUUCUUAGGUUUAUUAUAAUGUUGCUUAAUACAGAGUUAAUUCCAUUCCUACAUGUAAUUGUUUAACUGAAAUUGCUUCAUGUUGUCAUAUUUCACAUCUUGGUUUGAAAUAAUGUUAACUUAUUCACAACAUUUUUAUAUUUAUGUACAAAACAUAUAAUUACAUGUAUUUAUACUUAUUUUGAGUUCACAUUAAAGGUUGCAAAUAUUC